Messenger RNA from Mastomys coucha (southern multimammate mouse), 465 nucleotides. RefSeq lists its product as uncharacterized. NCBI's taxonomy places the organism in Eukaryota, Metazoa, Chordata, Mammalia, Rodentia, Muridae. The record is from RefSeq and is a predicted model, not a curated record.
AUGAGCAAGCGGAACCAAGUGUCCUAUGUGCGGCCUGCAGAGCCCGCCUUCCUGUCCCGCUUCAAGAGAGUCGGCUACAAGGAGGGGCCUACCAUAGAGACCAAGAAAAUCCAGCCUCAGCUCCCAGAUGAAGAUGACAAUCACAGUGACAAAGAAGAUGAACAGCCUCAAGUAGUGGUUUUAAAAAAGGGAGACCUAACAGCUGUAGAGGUCAUGAAAAUUAAAGCAGAAGUAAAGGCUGCCAAAGCAGAUGAAGAACCACCUCCAGCUGAUGGAAGAAUCGUGUAUCGAAAACCAGUUAAGCGUUCCUCAGAUGAAAAGUGUUCAGGUUUAACAGCAAGCUCCAAAAAGAAGAAAAAAAAUGAAGAUGAUGUAAAUAAGCAAAGUUCCGUUAGAAAGAACUCCCCAAAACAAAUAAAAAAUAGCAGUCUCCUUUCUUUUGACAGUGAAGAUGAAAAUGAGUAA